AUGAAUCUUUUUCCUGGUGGUAAACAGUCAAGAUUACGUGACGGCUGGUUUAUUAAUAAACAAGGUGAACGAGUUACUCAGCCAAUGAUUUUUCCCAAUGAUCUUCCUCUUGACGAUGAUAAUUAUAUAUUUCGUGAUCAGCCAAAGGGUAUUCAACAAGUACUUCGUGAGCGUAAGCUAUGGCCUAGUAGUGGUCUUAGAUUAAAAUGUAAUAAGAACUAUUGUGAUCCAAGU
Molecule: messenger RNA, 234 nt
Organism: Dentiscutata heterogama
Lineage: Eukaryota; Fungi; Glomeromycota; Glomeromycetes; Diversisporales; Gigasporaceae
Source: the annotation of a GenBank genome assembly